AGCCAGGAGGGUACAGCAGAAACACCAAGGCAGAAGCUGUUAAACAUUAUUGGUGAUAUGAAAGUAGAAGUGAGCUACAGGAAGAAACUCCAACAGUUAAAAGCACAUGAGAUGGAAAAGGAAGGCAUGGGCAGUGAAGGUGCUGUGCCUCAGAGAACUACAAAAGACAUCCAGAGAGGGAAGCCUUUAAAUCCAGAACUGGUGGAGGCUGCUGCAGCGGUUGCAUCUUCCCUACCACUCAACAAGCAGCAGACAGAAUCAGAACUGCUUGCACAGCUAAGACGACACGAAGAAACCACAGAUAGACAGAGAAAGGGAGGAACUAUUAACAUACGCAAUGUUCUUUCAGAAAUGGCAGUUAAAAGGCAGUCCCCAGCUCAGAGAGGCGUGAGGGUAUCCAAUCGUAUUUCCUUGGAGUUGGAUGAGGAUGGUCAAAGAAUCAAGCCUGAAAGAUUGUCACCUCAGUCUUUUGACUCCAGAAGUCUCAAACGAGGAAGAAGGCUCAAUAUAUUUGCUAAGGCUUCUCCAGAAACAGAAAAUGCACUGAAAACAGUAUCUUUGCCAACAAUUUGGGAUCUGGAGUUUGCAAAGGAGAUUGCAGCAAUAACUGCACAGCCUCCCCGAAAUGGUUUUGAGGAGAUGAUCCAGUGGACAAAAGAAGGAAUACUGUGGGAGUACCCCAUUGACAACGAAGCUGGAAUGGAGGAUGAUGCUGAAUUUCAUGAACACAUCUUCCUGGACAAACACCUCGAAGGCUUUCCCAAGCAAGGACCCAUUCGCCACUUCAUGGAACUGGUCAUCUGUGGGCUGUCCAAAAACCCAUACCUCAGUGUCAAACAGAAGGUGGAACAUAUCGAGUGGUUUCAGAAGUAUUUUGAGGAAAAAAAGGAAUUUCUUCAAGAGAUUUGA
Messenger RNA from Merops nubicus (carmine bee-eater), 909 nucleotides. It is a transcript of the gene MRPS31, whose product is annotated as mitochondrial ribosomal protein S31. Gene Ontology annotation, molecular function: structural constituent of ribosome. The transcript has 6 exons. The record is from RefSeq and is a predicted model, not a curated record. Gene Ontology annotation, cellular component: mitochondrial small ribosomal subunit. NCBI's taxonomy places the organism in Eukaryota, Metazoa, Chordata, Aves, Coraciiformes, Meropidae. Bases 58 to 909 code for a protein of 283 amino acids.